AUGGCAAACGACACUCUUGAGCAUCAUGGCGAUCAUAUUGACCUUGAUAAUAGUGUUGUCAAUAAGCUCGCUAGAUCAAAUCCAAAGGUAGCGAUACUCAGCAGCGAAGCCAAGCUGGCCACCGAAGCCGAGCACAAUAUGUCUAUACGAGACGCAAUCAGCCGAUACCCAAAAGCCGUUGCAUGGUCGAUACUCUUCUCAACCGCAAUCAUCAUGGAAGGAUACGACAUUGUCCUAGUCACCGCGUUCUUCGCAUAUCCCUCUUUUCAGGAGAAGUUUGGUGAACCGGUCAAAAACGGAACAAGUUAUCAGGUCAAAGCACCCUGGCAGUCUGGUCUUUCGAACGGUGCACGAGUUGGUGAAAUUAUUGGAUUGUUCAUUAAUGGAUUGCUUGCAGAGAUGUUCGGCAUGAAGCGAACUAUGAUUGGAACAUUAGUCAUACUCUGCGGUUUCAUCUUUAUCUCUUUCUUCGCUCAAAACAUACAAACACUGCUUGUUGCCGAGAUUCUCAUGGGAAUACCCUGGGGUGUCUUUCAAACUUUAACGACUUCGUACGCAGCUGAGGUCUGCCCGGUUGCUCUCCGAGGAUACCUUACGACCUAUGUCAAUAUGAUGUGGGGUGUUGGUCAAUUGCUCGCGACCGGAGUUCUACGUGCUCUGCUAUCGCGCAAGGACGAAUGGUCAUAUAGAAUUCCUUUUGCUUUGCAAUGGAUAUGGCCUGUCCCUUUGAUUGUUGGCAUUGCAUUUGCGCCGGAGUCUCCCUGGUGGCUUGUCCGCAAGGAACGCUACGAGGAGGCAAGAAAAUCGUUGAGAAGACUCACCUCUGCCCCGUCCGACUCCGAGCUUGACAAUACCAUCGCAAUGUUAAGGCAUAGCGACGAAAUUGAAAAGGAGCUUGUCGCCGGUACGUCUUAUCUGGAUUGUUUUAGAGGUAUCAAUCUUCGAAGGACGGAGAUUGCAUGUAUCGCAUGGGUUAUUCAGGCAGCAUCCGGGGCUUCACUCAUGGGCUACUCGGCCUACUUCUUUGAACAAGCAGGUCUUUCAACAACAAUUUCUUUUGAUUUUUCUAUUGCGCUUUAUUCUGUUGCUAUUUUCGGUGUUUUUAUUUCCUGGUGGGUAAUGACUUAUGUUGGUCGUCGUACUAUCUACAUUGGCGGCUUGAGUAUGCUGUUCCUCGUGCUUAUGGCAGUUGGCUUUUCGAGUUUAGCACACAGUACCGCUGCAAAUUAUGCUACAGGCAGUCUACUUCUGGUUUUCACACUCUUCUACGAUAUCACGAUCGGCUCAGUAUGCUAUUCGAUUGUGGCCGAGAUUCCAUCGAGCCGACUACGCACGAAGACAAUUGUCCUUGCUCGAAUCGCCUACAACAUCCAAGGCACCAUAAAUAACGUUAUUACCCCGGACAUGAUCAAUCCUACAUAUUGGAACUGGAAGGGCAAGGCCGGCUUUUUCUGGGCUGGGCUAUGUUUUAUUUGCUUGGUUUGGAGUUAUUUCCGGUUGCCUGAGCCCAAGGGACGAACAUAUGCCGAGUUGGAUAUUUUGUUUGAACAGAAAGUCUCCGCACGUAAAUUCAGCUCUACGCGGUUGAAUAUAUUUGAGGAUGUCGCUGUUGUCUCAUUAGAGGAUCAUACGCCAGUCAGCACCGAAAAAACAGAGUGA
Talaromyces amestolkiae is the source of this 1659-nucleotide messenger RNA. RefSeq lists its product as uncharacterized. The transcript has a single exon. Bases 1 to 1659 code for a protein of 552 amino acids. Gene Ontology annotation, biological process: transmembrane transport; carbohydrate transport. Gene Ontology annotation, cellular component: membrane. Gene Ontology annotation, molecular function: carbohydrate:proton symporter activity. The record is from RefSeq and is a predicted model, not a curated record. Lineage: Eukaryota; Fungi; Ascomycota; Eurotiomycetes; Eurotiales; Trichocomaceae.